Molecule: messenger RNA, 3326 nt
Organism: Trichomycterus rosablanca
Lineage: Eukaryota; Metazoa; Chordata; Actinopteri; Siluriformes; Trichomycteridae
Gene: prkg3
Product: protein kinase cGMP-dependent 3
Exons: 19
Coding region: 438-2375 (645 amino acids)
Biological process (GO): protein phosphorylation
Molecular function (GO): cGMP-dependent protein kinase activity; ATP binding
Source: RefSeq, a predicted model, not a curated record
GCAACCUUCUGAUUACUGGACCAGUACCUUAACCACUAGGCUACAACUGCCCUAAUUUACUUUAUAUAAUUAAUGUAUUACACCUGUCAGCUAUUGUUUGGCUGAAACAUAUGAAUUCAGAAAUUAGAAAGGGUGUCCACACAGUAUAGCUUGUUAGUGAGGCAAUAGUUGAAAAAAGGUCUGAAAAGUGGUUAAAGAACAUGAUCAGGACUGAAAAAUGUCACGUUAAUAACUGAUAUAAUGCAGCUGCACAUCUGAUUUUUAAUCCUAAAUACUCCCUCAUCACCCCUGUGGUCUUGCUUCUACAGUUCCCCUGGAGAUUUCAUUGUUAUUGAAACUUCUUUGUUUGUUUCACAGAUUUUAAUUAUACAAAGAAAGGCCGUUAUUUAGAAAAGCAGAGUCUGUCCCUGUGGUUAGCUGGGGUAAGUCAUUUUCCAAUGUCAAUCGUGAUGCUUAUUAACUCUGUGUUUACUUUAUCAGACCACUCAUCUCAUAGAAGCAGCAGUGAAAAUACACUGGAAGUACGACAAAGCAGGGCAGCAGUCAUGGCACCAGAACCUAUUCCAGAAGACCUGGACAUAGCUGCUACAAGGGUUAAAAAGAAUCCCAGUGAGCGGGCUCAGAUCAUUAAGGCAAUGGAGAAGAACGAUUUUCUGAGUCGCCUGGACGAGGAACAGAUUAGCAUGAUGGUGGAACUGCUUUGCUCUCUGGACCGCUGCCCCGGUGAUGAGAUCAUCAAAGAGGGGACCGAGGGUGACAGCUUGUAUAUAGUUGCAGCGGGUGAACUCAGGGUCACUCAGGCAGGACGACAUCUACGAACUUUGACAUCAGGAGAUGUGUUUGGUGAACUGGCUAUUCUCUAUAACUGCAAACGGACAGCUUCAGUCACAGCGAACACGGCUGUUAAGUUAUGGUGCAUCGAGCGACAAAUAUACAGAAGCAUCAUGGCAAUCAAGUCCAAGAAGAAACGUGAACAACUGAAGGGUUUCCUUAAGACAGCUCGCACUUUUAAAUCCCUGAGUGAAGGACAGCUUUCCAGCAUCAUUGACUCUAUGGAGGAGGUGAAGUUCCAGGACAAUGAAGUGAUUGUACGUGAAGGUGCUGAGGGAGACACAUUUUACAUUAUUCUCGGAGGGCAGGUCUUGGUGACAAAGAAGGUGAACGGGCAGCAGAAAAUGAUCCGUUAUAUGGGUCAGGGGGAACAUUUUGGAGAGCUGGCACUCAUACGUGAGAUCUUAAGGACAGCUACCUGCACUGCUGUGGGUGAAGUCACCUGCUUCUCUAUUGAUAAAGAGGUUUUUGAGGAGACAGUUCCAAUUGAGAGUCUGGAGCUUCAUGAUGACAGUCCAGAUCUUCUAGAUAAUGUUGACACUACGGAAAAAGUGAGUCUAGUGUCCUCCCUGCAGCUGAAGGAUCUAAUCCCUGCCCUGUAUCAGGAGGGUCGUUAUCAGGGCAGCCCUGUCACCCUUGGACUGGGAGGAUUUGGACGUGUGGAACUGGUAACCACGCUGAAUCAUGGAAAAUAUUAUGCAAUGAAAAAGGUCAGCAAGAAGCUGAUUGUGGAGAAGAGGCAGACAGAACAUAUCCUGUUUGAGAAGAAGCUUUUGCUGGAUAUUGAGAGCGACUUUAUCGUCAGGUUGUACAGCACCUUUAAAGACUCGCGCUACAUCUACAUGGUGAUGGAGUUUUGCUCUGGGGGAGAGCUUUGGACCAAGCUCAAAGAAGUGAAUCGUUUUGAAGAGAGCGUUGCUGUAUUUAUAACAGCAUGUGUGGUCGAGGCAUUUUCUUAUCUCCAUAAGAAAAACAUUUUGUACCGAGACCUGAAACCUGAGAAUCUCAUGCUGGACUCUAAAGGAUAUGUCAAGCUGGUGGAUUUUGGCUUUGCUAAGCGGUUACAGAGAGGACAGAAGACCUAUUCUUUCUGUGGAACACCAGAAUACAUCGCUCCAGAGAUCAUUCAGAAUCAAGGCCACGACUUUGCAGCAGAUUUCUGGUCACUGGGCAUCCUGGUUUAUGAGCUUCUUGUAGGAAGCCCACCUUUUUCGAGCUCAGAGCCACAGAAGAUCUACACCAAGGUGUUGGACGGGGUGAUUAAGUACCCACCACUCAUGGGAGAGGCGGCUAGAUCUCUAAUAAGCAAGCUCUGCAGACCACGCCCAGGUCAAAGGCUAGGAAACACCAAAAAUGGAAUCAAAGAUGUCCGUAAUCACAGGUGGUUUACAAGUAUAAACUGGCACAAACUGAGAAUGACCCAGAUCGAGGCUCCGACAAUCAAGCUCAUCCGAAAGGGUCCAUGCUACAUCAACUUUGACCGUUUCCCCCACGAUAAGACUCUGGCAGACGAGGAGUUCUCUGGGUUUGAUGAAAAUUUCUGAUUAGCGGAUGAGUUCACUUGGACCUGCUACUCCAUCACAGUUAUGUGGAGUUCUUUUGGCUGAUCUCCUUUCCUGAAAGUUCUGUCUUGAAUAUGAAGAAGAAUUAUUCAGUCUCCCAAUCUCACCUCAUUAAGAAGAAAUCAGAGUCAGUUAUGGAGGCCAUCUGGAUCAUCUGGUGGUGAGAAUACUAGAGUUUAACAGAUGUCUAGAGAGCUUCAUAAAGUUUAUACUGUACAACAUUACCCAGGGAGAGAGACGUUUUUUUUUUUUACAGAGUAGGGUAAGGGUUGGGGUUGGCAUUCAUACACUAUAUGGCCAAAAAUAUGUGGACAGCUGACCAUGAGCUUGUUAGACAAAAUGGUCAAUAAUUUGUAUUUGAGUUUGCACUUUAUGGUAGCUGUAAUGAAUUAAAGAAUUGUAGUGUAUCUGUGGGAGUUUAUGUUUUUAUGCCUGAUGUUGCAUGAUAAGGCCUGGUAUGAAAUAAAUGUGCCCAUGAGCUAAGGCCAAAUGGUUCUGUGCAGACCGCCGGUGUUUUUUCACACCAACCUUAAACCAUGUCCUUAUUGACCUUACCUUACUUUAUUUAACUGAUUUUUUACACCUGGUACCAAUGGGUGUGGCAGAGCCACCUAAACUUAUUAAUUAGGAGGGGUGUCCAUAUACUUUUGACCAUAUAGUGUAGCUUUAAUUUUUGUUUGUCUAAUAUAUAACUUCUUUUUGUUUGUUUGUGAGAUCUCUGAUCUGAUUUUGUGUAGAAUUGGGUUAUACACAAUGUAACAUUGGUUUAUGUGCAGGAGUGUAUAAUGUGGACAUGAACACAAAAAGUACCAUCUGUCAUUCAUCAAUCAUUACAGGAGACCCGACCAAGACUAACAAAUCGUGUUUAUAAUUUUCACUUUGAAUGUAUAAAGUCUAGUGAGAUUCUAUAAAGCUUUUACAGACUGGAAUUAA